AUGUCGCUCCGAGCUCCUCGCAUGUCAGUGUUCACAUUUCAGUCUGCAGUGCACAGCGCCCAUGUUCUCCGGUGUCUGAAUGACCAAAGGCAGCAGGAUGUGCUGUGUGACGUGACAGUGGUGGUGGAAAACAGGAGUUUUCGGGCCCACUGCUCUGUCUUGGCUUCCUGCAGUGAAUACUUUAACGGCAGGGUUACCAGUGUCACCAGACAAAAUCCCAUCAUCACCUUGCCUGACGAGGUGACCGUGGAGGGGUUUGAACCUUUGCUUCAAUUUGCCUACACAUCAAAGCUGCUCUUUACCAAAGAAAACAUUCACGCCAUUCACAGCAGUGCUGAGUUUUUAGGAUUUCAAGACUUGGAGUCAGCAUGCUUUGAUUUCCUCAUCCCAAAGUUUUCUGAAGGCAAAGGAACCUCACAGGAGGUCAGGAGCAGAGCCUGUUGUCGGAACCCGGAUCCCGGUACCGAUUUUGACUCCAGUGUACAGAGCAACCAACCAAAAUCAUUUGAGUCUCACAGCUCAGUGCCUUCAGCAGGUGAUGAACAAACAAACUUCCCAUCACAGUGUCCUCAGAACACACAGGGUCAGACGAACAGUGGGGAAGAACACUUCUGUCUGGAGAACUGCGGUCCACAAAUGGCCCCCUUAUCUUUGGAGUUAGCAGCAAAUGGUGUGUGCCCCAUGUUGUCUUUGCCAUGCCCAGACUCUGACAAAGCAGAUCAUCCGUCUCAGUUUUGCGAAAGAGACAUUUUAGAGAUAGGAGAUGUGUGUAAUCAGAGUGAGUUUAGUUUGGCAGACUGUGGCUUACCCUGUGAGCUGUCAACCCCAGGGGAUGUGAAUCCGCCAGAACUCAUUGAGCCAACAGGCAGAGAUGUUAAACAGACUGUUGAGACUCUUGGGGCUGAAACCAACUGUGACCCCGGUCCAUGUCCACUCAACACUUCCGGGGCAGAAAAUUGCAGUGAGUUAUUAGAGCAGAGUGAGGAUGGCCUUGAACAGAGAAUGGCAGGUGAUCUCUCAGACCCUACACUAACUGCAUUAAGCCAUGAAGAGGGAUUUGGGGAGAGGAGCAGUGUGGAGAGGGAGGUGGCUGAACAUCUGGCAAAGGGAUUUUGGUCUGACCUAUGCCCAUCUCAGGCUCAACCACUCCCACUGGAUGCCAUGGACCAAAACAAUUUGGCAAAAGCAUCAGACUUUCAUUGGCUUAAGCAGCUGGACUUGAGCGCCAGUGCAGGAGACUGUCCUUUCCUCAGGGACCUUGGGACAGGUGAUGACCCGGCUCCACGCACUGACAGUCUGUCCCAGUCAGAGAAGAGCCCCUACAUGUCCUCCUCGUUCAACUCUGGGGACGAUUCAGACCUGGACACUGAUGGAGAUACUGAGGCCAACAACAAAAGAGCAGCAGAGGUCAAUAUUCAGCUCCCAUUCCCAGUGGAGCAGAUUUCAGUGCUGAGCCGAAGUGCCUUCCAGCAGCUUCUGAGACACCAUCACCUGACUCAAGAUCAGCUGGAGUUUGUCCAUGAUGUCCGCCGACGAAGCAAAAACCGCGUGGCUGCACAGCGCUGCCGAAAGAGGAAACUCGACAGCAUACACCAGCUGGAAUGUGAAAUCAAAAGAUUAAAAAAUGAGAAAGAGCGGCUGCUGCAGGAGCGCACUGAGCUUGAGCAAAACCUGGAGGAGACGCGGCAGAGUCUGUGCGGGUUAUGUAAGAGUGUCAGCAUCGAGUCUGGUUCUGAUCAGGAACACUUGCAGCUUCUUGCCAAGCUCUCCUCCCCAGACUUCCCGAGUUCCUCCCCUAGCCGUGUGGGUAAAGAUGAGGAGUCCCAGAUCACGAUCGAAAUGGUAAGUUGUUCGUGUGACCUAAGCGGACCGCCUGCAGACUCAGCUCAGACUGCUCCACCACAGGCUGGCACACAGAUGGGGGAGGCAGGUUCUCCACAGAGCUGCCCUGAUCCUGCAUCUCUGCUCACAGCUUGUCUGGACAUGGACAGCAGCUUAUAA
This is a messenger RNA of Xiphias gladius (swordfish), 2001 nucleotides long. RefSeq names its product transcription regulator protein BACH1-like. The transcript has 4 exons. The record is from RefSeq and is a predicted model, not a curated record. Bases 1 to 2001 code for a protein of 666 amino acids. NCBI's taxonomy places the organism in Eukaryota, Metazoa, Chordata, Actinopteri, Istiophoriformes, Xiphiidae. Gene Ontology annotation, biological process: regulation of transcription by RNA polymerase II. Gene Ontology annotation, molecular function: RNA polymerase II cis-regulatory region sequence-specific DNA binding; DNA-binding transcription factor activity, RNA polymerase II-specific; protein binding.